Messenger RNA from Bradysia coprophila, 1012 nucleotides. Its product is annotated as eukaryotic translation initiation factor 4E1-like. Gene Ontology annotation, molecular function: RNA 7-methylguanosine cap binding; translation initiation factor activity. Gene Ontology annotation, cellular component: eukaryotic translation initiation factor 4F complex; cytoplasm. Gene Ontology annotation, biological process: translational initiation. The record is from RefSeq and is a predicted model, not a curated record. Lineage: Eukaryota; Metazoa; Arthropoda; Insecta; Diptera; Sciaridae.
CACGUUACACCGGAUAGAUCUGAUGCCGCCGGUGCAAUCUGUCUUAUUUGGCGAAGUUUCUCAUAUAAUUAUUGCAAGUUGUAGAACAAUUAUUAUUUUUUCUCUACACAAAGUGUAAAUAUUUUCUAAGAGACUUAUUUAUUUAAUUUUUAUUUAACAUGGCUGGCACUACAACGGACAAUGUUGAGCAUAAUGCCGAUACAAAUAACAUUGAGAAAGCCCGAGAAGAGCCAGGAAACGAAAUAACGCCCGAAUGUCUCGUCAAGCAUCCGUUGCAGAACCAGUGGACUCUGUGGUACUUGGAGAACGACAGAAAUAAGUCCUGGGAAGACAUGCAGAAUGAAAUAACCAGCUUCGACACGGUCGAAGACUUUUGGAGCUUGUACAAUCACAUUCGGGUGGCGUCGGAAUUGAAGCAGGGCAACGACUACUCACUCUUCAAAAAGAAUAUCCGACCGAUGUGGGAGGAUGCAGCCAACAAACGUGGCGGUCGAUGGGUUUUGAAUUUAAACAAACAGCAACGUCGCAACGAAUUGGAUGCAUUGUGGUUGGAUAUUUUGUUGUGCUUAAUCGGGGAGUCAUUCGAAUAUUCUGACGAUAUUAAUGGUGCAGUCGUCAACAUUCGCCCGAGAGGAGAUAAAAUUUCAAUCUGGACAGCCGAUGGUACAAAUCAAGAAUCGAUUUUGAGUAUAGGCCACAAAUUAAAGGAAUGUCUUCGGCUACCGAACGAAGUUCAGAUCAGCUACGAACUGCAUAAGGACACGGCUAACAAGCAAGGACCGAAGAUGGCAUUCACGAUAUAAACAGUUCUGAUUUAAUAUUUUGGUGUUGAGAAGCCGACUCAACACUCAGCACUAACAGCAACACAAUACUUAUCGUCGGUAAAAGAUUAUCAUUUUUUUUUUGUUUAUUGGAAAAAUCAUUUCUUAUUUCUUUGGAUUUAUAACCUCCCCCCGAAAAGUCAAUGAAAUAAAAAGAAAAAUUAUUUCGAAAAGCUAAAGUUCGAAUUGAC